This is a messenger RNA of Morus notabilis, 2375 nucleotides long. Its product is annotated as arabinosyltransferase XEG113. The transcript is spliced from 13 exons. Gene Ontology annotation, molecular function: arabinosyltransferase activity. Gene Ontology annotation, biological process: cell wall pectin biosynthetic process. Lineage: Eukaryota; Viridiplantae; Streptophyta; Magnoliopsida; Rosales; Moraceae. The record is from RefSeq and is a predicted model, not a curated record. Gene Ontology annotation, cellular component: Golgi apparatus. Bases 208 to 2115 code for a protein of 635 amino acids.
UUUCUAAGAGAGGGAGAGAGAGAGAGCAGAAAUCAGAGAGGAACAUGGAGGUUGUUGACCUUCGCUGAGGCUCAAGAGUGAUCGAUCAGAUUCAUAUAUCAUAUAAAGGAAGAAAGAGAGAAAGACAGAAAAAGAGAGAGAGAAUGAAGAGAAAGUAAAACAAAGCAAAACAGAGAAACAAUAAGAAAAAAUUUCAAUUAUAAAUCGAUGGGUUGGAGGAAUGCGUUAGAGGAAGCUCGGAAUUGGAAACCAGUAUUCGUGGCAAUCUACGGCAGCCUCGUUAUUGGGAUUCUCGUCUCCUCUUUCUACGUCUUCUCCGCCAUUUACUCUCCCAAUUCUUCUCCUUUCCUUUCCUCUUUCUCUUCUCUCUCUCAUGAAGCAGCAAAUCAUUCAGAACCAACAAAAACGACAGUUAAUACAGUUAAAACAGUUGGCACUCCAAUGCCAAUGCCCGAGAAACCAACCUUAGGAGGGGUUGGGGUCAGACCCAUUUGGGAAGCUCCCUCUAGAACCAAGAAAAUGCCGCCAUUGAAGAGUUUUCGAUUGACAAAGGAACUUGUUCAGCAAAGGGUCAAAGAUAAUGUCGUUAUUGUUACCUUUGGGAACUAUGCCUUCAUGGAUUUCAUUCUCACCUGGGUUAAGCACUUGACAGAUCUCAACCUUUCUAACAUUCUUGUUGGUGCUAUGGACACCAAACUUUUAGAGGCUUUGUAUUGGAAAGGGAUUCCUGUGUUUGACAUGGGGAGCCAUAUGAGCACAAUAGAUGUUGGAUGGGGCUCACCAACAUUUCAUAAGAUGGGCAGAGAGAAAGUUAUUUUGAUAGACGCAAUCCUUCCUUAUGGUUUUGAGUUGUUGAUGUGUGAUACAGACAUGGUUUGGUUAAAGAACCCACUUCCUUAUCUCGCUCGUUAUCCCGGGGCAGAUGUCUUGACUUCCAGUGAUAGUGUUGUACCAACAGUUUCUGAUGACAGUCUGGACAAUUGGCAACAAGUUGGUGCUGCCUACAAUAUAGGAAUUUUCCAUUGGCGGCCAACAGAUUCUGCAAAGAAAUUGGCGAAGGAAUGGAAAGAAAUACUUCUGGCGGACGAUAAGAUUUGGGAUCAGAAUGGUUUUAACGACCUUGUGCGCAGGCAGUUAGGACCAUCAGUUGAUAAGGAAAGUGGACUUGUGUAUUCUUAUGAUGGAAAUCUCAAGCUUGGAAUUUUACCAGCAAGCAUAUUCUGUAGUGGGCAUACAUAUUUUGUCCAGGCCAUGUAUCAGCAACUCAGACUGGAGCCCUAUGCCGUGCACACGACAUUUCAGUAUGCAGGUACGGACGGAAAGCGCCACAGACUGCGGGAAGGCAUGUUCUUCUUUGAUCCGCCAGAGUAUUAUGACGCACCAGGAGGUUUCUUGUCAUUCAAGCCAUCUAUUCCUAAGAGCUUGUUACUUGAGGGGCAGCAUAGUAUUGAGUCCCACUUUGCUCUUGUUAAUUAUCAAAUGAGACAAAUACGGACAGCACUUGCGAUUGCUUCUGUUUUGAAUCGCACCCUGGUCAUGCCUCCAUUAUGGUGUAGGUUGGAUCGGCUUUGGUUCUCACACCCCGGAGUUCUGGAGGGAUCUAUGACUAGACAACCUUUCAUUUGCCCUUUGGACCAUGUAUUUGAGGUAAAUAUGAUGCUCAAAGAACUGCCUGAGGAAUACGGUCCUGGGAUCAAUAUUAGAGAAUACUCUUUCUUUGACAAUCCAUUAAUGCCCCAACAGGUGAAAGAUUCAUGGCUUGAGGUUCAUCUUUGUGAAGAAGGAGCCGAAGAUUGUCACGCAUCAAAUGACACAAGUCGACCAGGUGUACUCAGAUUCCCGAAGCACAGCAAUGAAGAAACGUUGAAGACAAUAUUCUCAUCGUUCAAGGAUGUCAAAGUUAUUCAAUUCUCUUCAAUGCAUGCCUUCAUGGGUUUCACGGACAAGACAAGGGAAGAGAAAUUUAGGAGACGCAUGAAGCGAUAUGUCGGCAUAUGGUGUUGUGUGAUGGAUCACACACCGGGUCACAUAUAUUAUGACAUGUAUUGGGAUGAAAAACCAGAUUGGAAGCCGAUACCGCCUCAAAAACCCGAGGAUGAUCACCCACCUUUGUGAGUUUUAAGCUCAACCCACAUUGUCAAAAGUCCAUUAAUAGUAGAGGAAUAUUCACAGAAAGAAAUAUCCCUUGAAAGGUUUGCUUUUCAGACCUCCAAGAGGGUCCAUACGUCUUUGUACAUGGAAGAGAGCGUAUCCCUAAUUCGAGGAUCUACUUUGUAGUGUUGACGUAAAGAAUUUCUUGUAUAACAAUAUUUAUUCCGCACUCUUUGGUAUUAACAUUUUAAAAGCUCAAAUAAAACAAGAUGGAAGCUAAAGAU